UUUUGCGAAAAGGUUUAAAAAAAAUAAUGAAAAUAUCACGCAAAAUUUCUAAUAUUUGUUAGGAAUGUAUUUCCGAUUAAAUUAUAAGUACUAUUUGAUUGCCUAUUACGCCUUUUUGGUCUGAUAAAAGUGAGGCAUAUAUCGUCUCGUGUAAUUGGUCGAUUUCCUCAUUUUAGAAUUUGACAAUUUUGACCGAGGUUUCGCUUUAUCUGCUUCAGCUAAAAAGAGAUAGACACGGUAUUUCCCUGUGCUGUGAGUCACGAAACGAUUUUAUAUUUCAUAGAUGAUUUUUUGACGUGUUAUCCGGAAGGACAUAUAACUCGUGAAAAGGUGGCAUGAAUUUUGAUCAAGUGUCUUUGUUUAUGUCAACUACAACUUCAAAGUCAAAGUGAGAGUUGGAUAUUUUCGAAGGCGAAGCUGUCAACUUGAUCUCCAAUGGCUGGGCUUAAAGAUAAAUUAAUGAAGUUGAUAAUAUUUUACCCUGACGGGAAUUCUUGGAAGUAAAAUAAUAAUUUUUCAAUGAAAAUGAUGUUGAAACUCGUUUCACUGGCAUUUGCCGGUUCGAUUGGCAUGACAUUUGUGAUACUUGGUUGUGCACUUCCAUCCUACCAAGUAUUUUGGCCAUUCUUUGUAGUAUUAUUCUACAUUUUGUCACCUGUUCCAACGUUAGUAGCUCGACGUUAUUCCGAAGAUUCAGGAAACAGUAGCAAUCCAUGUUUAGAAUUAGCAAUAUUCAUUACAAUGGGAUUUGUAGUGUCAUCCUUUGCUCUUCCAAUCGUACUUGCCCGAUCGCCAAAAAAUAAUCCAGUGAUACAAUGGGGAGCUUGUUAUCUGACUUUAGCGGGCAACGUUGUCGUGUACCUGACCAUUGUCGGCUUCUUCAUAGCUUUUGAACAGGAAGAUUCCGACUACAGUAUGUGGUGAGACACCCACAUAUAGUACUUAUUUGUCGCAAUCAGAAAAGUAAUUGAAAAACGUAAACCGAAAAAAAAGAGAAACACAUCCCAAAUGAGUUGGUAUAUACACACUUUAUUGUAUAAGUGCACACAUACGUUAUACAUCAUUUUAUAAAUGGAACACGUCAUUAUUCCGAAGCUGUUUUAAACUUUUGUACAAGAUCAAAUGGAAAGGAGAAGUCCUUGCAGUGCACUGACUGACUGCUACGCUUUAAUUGUAUAUCAUUAUGCAUUAUAUUAUACAUUAUACACGAUGUACACAACUUGAUGGAAUCCAUAGACUAAGUUUAUAAGUUCAACAUUACCCAUUGGUAUUGAAUACCACAAUUAGCAAUAAUUAAACUUUCAACUAUUCAUCUUUUUUUUUCUUUAAAAAAAUCGCUCUUUGUUGCGCUUUACACUUCGCUAAUCAUUAACAUUACUUGCUGACUGGAAAAUUAUAGACUAUUACGAAUAAGUAAAAAACAAUCAUUGUUUUGUAACAACUACAAUCUACAUCAAGCAAAUGUCAUCUAAAGCGCAACAAUUGUUAGGUUCAAGCUUUCUUUUGUUUUUGCAAGUAUUUUUUUUAAUUUGCUCUAUUUGAUAAUCAUACCAAUCUACAUAUUAUUAUAGUAGUUCGAUGUGAUUGAAAAUAAAUUUAUAACAUUUACCAUUCCA
Belonocnema kinseyi is the source of this 1616-nucleotide messenger RNA. RefSeq names its product leptin receptor gene-related protein. Gene Ontology annotation, biological process: late endosome to vacuole transport via multivesicular body sorting pathway. Gene Ontology annotation, cellular component: endosome. The record is from RefSeq and is a predicted model, not a curated record. Lineage: Eukaryota; Metazoa; Arthropoda; Insecta; Hymenoptera; Cynipidae. Bases 520 to 924 code for a protein of 134 amino acids. The transcript has 5 exons.